UAUACCCAAUGCUGGCUCAAGAGUUUCUUCGCAAGUACAUUCCUUUGAAAGCUCCCAAAAGGAUGGAGAUGCCAACUCAUCUUGCCUUCGAGGUAGCAGGUCGUACUGAGGGCACCAAAGGUGCCGCCAGUUUCGCUUUUGUCUUUCCCAUGGCCUCUGGUCACAUCAAUCCUUCUCUGGCCAUCGCCCGAAGUCUCGUGGGUUUGGGGCAUGAAGUGCACUACUUGUGCCGGGAACAGAUGAGGGAAGCCAUUGAAGACACGGGCGCCAGCUUUCAUAGCGACAUCGAGGCGGAGCCUGAGCUCUAUGAAGGUCGGGAUCCAGCCAUGUACGGGGCUCUUGGAUCUCUUCAGGAAGAGCACGGCUUGAAAGGCAGCUUCACCAAGGCGCGUUUGCUGUUGCGUGAGCUCUCCAUUGAGCUGAUGCUUCCGGGGCUGCUGCGUUGGCUUCGGAAGAUCCGCGCGGAGGCCGUGCUCUUCUGCCCCCUCAUCAACGCGGAAGCGCCACUGGCGGCCCAAAUCCUGGGAAUCCCAUCGGCAGGGCUGCUGACCACCGCGGGGCCUGGAAGUGUGAAGCUCAUUUGGAGCAACGUGUUGAAGUCUGUGAGCUCCACCGCGGAAGAGAUCUUGCAGGAACGCCGGAGCUUUCCCGCACUGCUGGAGUGCUUGGACCGACUGCGAGGAUAUGGGCUGCGGAUGCCCCUGGAGGAUACCUUGAAUCCAGUGGGCCUCAUGCCCAGUGCUUUGGCUUCGAAUCUGACCUUGGUGACCACUGCGGAGUGUCUGGCGGAUCCCGUGCCCCCUGACUUGGCGAAGGCCUACGAAGGCCACGAAGUCCUCUUCUUGGGCCCUUUGUUGGACAAGCCAGGGGCCAAACGUGCAGCUGGUCACAAGUUCGACCACAAGGGUGACGAAAGCAACGAGGAAGAAGUCUUGCGUUUGGCGCGCUCAGCGAAGGCAGAAGGCCGACAAGUGAUUUUGGUGAGUCUUGGUACUGUCAUCACAGGAGAUCAUGCUGAUUACGGCUGGAAAGCUCAUGCCACCAUCGACGGAGAGAAGAGAGGCCUAUGUGGCAAGGAGCUUUGUCAGUCUGCCUGGCAAGCAGCCUUCGAUGUCUUUUCGGAUGCGCUGAUCCUGUUGGCCUUGGGGCCUCAAUCGGAUGCCCUCGAGAACCUCGAGGUGCCAAACAAUGUCUGCUGCUUUCCGACGCUGCCGCAGGUGGAUUUGCUUCGACUUGGAGUGGAUGUCUUCCUCACGCAUGGUGGACAGAACAGCUUCAUGGAAGCCUUGUCCACUGGGGUCCCGAUGGUCGUGUGUCCUGGCUUCGGGGAUCAGCCGGUGAACGCGGCCAAGGCGGAGCGUUUGCAGAUCGGCAGAAAGGUGAACCGGCCCAUGGGACGAUUGGAAGAUGUCGAGGCGGAGAAGUCGGCAUAUCGUAGAGCAACUGCAGCUGCUUUGAGGGAGGUGACCCGCCAUGGCUCCUUCAAAGAGAAUGCCAUGAAGUAUGCUGCAGCUUUGGAGGCAUGCGGAGGAGUCGGUCGAGCGACAAAAGUUCUGCUCAGCCUGGCAACUUUGGUGCAAGUCAAAAUGCGAAGCCCCGCGCAGCAAACCUUUCGCUGCUUGGGAUGGCAGGCGCAUGAAGGGCGCUGAGUCAGGAGCCUGCGUUUUUUCUUUCCGUUUCUCCAUUUUGGGCGGAAUAGCUCUGACUGAUGUCAACUUGCGCAACUUGAGCAUGGAGGAUUUGGAUCUGGAUUUUGGUUUGUACAGGCCGUGCUUACCUGUGCUGCGCAAUGUAGAGACUGCGCAGGGCACAGGUUCAGGACCUCUUUCACGCAUGGGAUGAAUAGAGGAAGGCAAGCGUCCGUAG
Messenger RNA from Effrenium voratum, 1866 nucleotides. The record is from the annotation of a GenBank genome assembly. Lineage: Eukaryota; Dinophyceae; Suessiales; Symbiodiniaceae.